Messenger RNA from Poecilia latipinna (sailfin molly), 2576 nucleotides. RefSeq names its product T-box transcription factor 4 (gene tbx4). Gene Ontology annotation, biological process: positive regulation of DNA-templated transcription; regulation of transcription by RNA polymerase II; angiogenesis. Gene Ontology annotation, cellular component: chromatin; nucleus. NCBI's taxonomy places the organism in Eukaryota, Metazoa, Chordata, Actinopteri, Cyprinodontiformes, Poeciliidae. Bases 210 to 1859 code for a protein of 549 amino acids. The record is from RefSeq and is a predicted model, not a curated record. The transcript has 9 exons. Gene Ontology annotation, molecular function: RNA polymerase II cis-regulatory region sequence-specific DNA binding; DNA-binding transcription factor activity, RNA polymerase II-specific.
GGUUCUAAACAGAACCGACACGCCGACAGUACAGCCAUUGCCAGCGGACUGCUACAGCCCUCAGCACCGGACCCAGAGCCGCGCGUGGGCAACUCUCCUUCCUGCGCGUGCAGCCGCUGACUGAGGGGAAGCCAGGCCGCUAGACUGAUACACAAAUCAUCGUCGUCAUCAUCAGCGGUUCGCGGGGAUGAUAGGUGACCGCAUCAGAGAUGCUGCAGGAGAAGGCUUCAGCUGUGACGGAUGAUCGUGUGAGCCGGGUCCAGGCCAACGCCGAGACGGAUCUGUUUCCAGACCAGUCCCAACUUGGUGCGCCCACAGCUCCCACCGCUCCCACCUCGGCUGGGCCUGACCAGAACAUUGAGAACAUUAAAGUAGUCCUUCAUGAGAGGGAGCUGUGGAAGAGGUUCCAUGAAGCUGGAACUGAGAUGAUCAUCACAAAAGCUGGAAGGAGGAUGUUUCCUAGCUACAAGGUUAAAGCGAGUGGCAUGAACCCCAAGACCAAAUACAUCCUUCUCAUUGAUGUUGUCCCAGCUGAUGACCACCGUUACAAGUUCUGUGACAACAAAUGGAUGGUGGCUGGGAAGGCGGAGCCUGCCAUGCCAGGCAGACUCUACGUUCAUCCGGACUCCCCUGCUACAGGAGCUCAUUGGAUGAGGCAACUGGUGUCAUUUCAGAAGCUGAAAUUAACAAAUAAUCACCUGGACCCAUUCGGACAUAUCAUCCUUAACUCCAUGCAUAAGUACCAGCCCAGGCUUCACAUUGUCAAAGCUGAUGAAAACAACGCCUUUGGAUCAAAGAACACAGCCUACUGUUCUCACGUCUUCCAUGAGACGGCCUUCAUCUCAGUAACAUCUUAUCAGAAUCAUAAGAUCACUCAACUGAAGAUUGAAAACAACCCCUUUGCUAAAGGGUUCCGAGGCAGUGAAGAAGGAGACCUGCGUGCUUCCAGACUAGAGGGGAAAGAUUAUCCAGUCAUUUCUAAGAACAUGGUUCGUCAGAGGAUCAUCUCCUCACACAGCCACCUGGCAGGGAAGCUCCGGGCUGGAGUGUUGACCAGCCAUGCUCAGGUCCUGUCUUCUUAUCCAUAUGACACAGGAGUUUCUCUGUCAAACUUAGAAUCCCAGGAUUCUCUCUCCAACCACUUUCCUCAGAGCAGAGAUCCCAGUCUAGUUUACCACUGCUUCAAACACAGAGAUAACAGCCGACAUUUGGAGCUCGGAUGCAAGCAACCAUAUCUGGAGUCGUCAUCGGUGAUGUCAGAGGAGCAUUUCUUCCGUUCUGCUCCCUCCUACGAGUCACCCUUGCUCUCUCGUCCCUACUGCGGCGAAGCCAUCACUGCCAGAGAAGCUUGCAUGUAUAGCGGGAUGGAGACCCAGCCAGGAGCGGGGCCUGGGGUGGCAGAGAAAGACGAGCGGACCAUCUCUCCUUCUGUUAACUGCAGCAUGUGGGCCACGAUGCAGCCAUAUUCCCGCUAUGGCGUGGAGGCCGUCCCGUACCAGCCCUUCACCUCUCACCCCUUCUCCAACGCCGCAGCUGUCCACUCCGUGCUGCCACAGCCCGCCUCAGCAAUGUUACCCCGACCGCAGACCGACCUGGGCGUCUACAAUUCAGCUGUGGUUCAGAGAGCUCUGCCGGUCAUACCGCAGUCAUCCUCUUCUUCGUCCUGCUCUCCAGUUCUCACUGGUUCCAGUGAUGUAAUAAGUCAUCAGCCUUUGUACCACAAAAAAUCAGGCUCCCCACUCCAGCCUCUGAAAGAGUAUUCAGCAUGUUCUAGUCAGAGAAUGAUGCCUAUCCGAGAUUCCUCCCAUCAGUACCAAGUGGGGCUAAGUAAUGCAGGGAGUCACUGGACCGACAGCUAAUGUGUGGAUAAAUCCCUCUGUUCAGGUGAGACGUCAUGAAAAGUUUCUGAAAGCCCAGAGCGGCUGAAGAUACUGAAGUACAAUGAUACUGAACAGCAGUCAUGGUCUCUGUUGAACUGCACUGCACAUCUGUAAUCUAUACAGCCUGUAUACUGAACUGUCAGUGCCCACCUCUCCACUUAUACUGGUAUAUAACAGAUGGUGCAAAGGCUGAAGAUGUUUCUGAGACUCGAAUGCAAACUGUGUGUGUGAGGAGCACAAAGUAUCUAACACACACCCAGGUCACAACAACAAGCCAGGAGGAGAUACACACAAAAUAUGGAAGCAGGAAGACGAAGAAAGCAUAGAAAGAGAAAAUAGUCAAUGACAUUACUAUCAGUAUUUUCUGAGUUGCCUUUUAAAGUUGCGGUACGCAACUUGUAUAAAAAUAUUUUUAACAUAUUUGUUGAAAAAGUUGUGCCAUGUUGUGACAGUGUGCUGUGAGACAGAUCUGUGAAAAAAAUUUAGCUCCUCUGCCUUCUCCCAGAAACAACCAAUCAGAUCCCAAAGGUAUCUUAGUUCUGCCAAUUAUCCUCCAUGUGGCGCUGCUCAUCCCUCCUUCUGUCUUUCCCCAUUGCUCGCUGCUAUGCUGCAGCUAGCACAGCCUGUCCUGAAUGCUAAAACUAGUUAGCAUGGCCAGUCAUGACUGUGGAUGAUAUACUCUAUCCAUCCAUCCAU